Chlorella variabilis is the source of this 1606-nucleotide messenger RNA. RefSeq lists its product as hypothetical. The record is from RefSeq and is a predicted model, not a curated record. Gene Ontology annotation, biological process: vesicle-mediated transport; small GTPase-mediated signal transduction; protein transport. Gene Ontology annotation, molecular function: Rab GDP-dissociation inhibitor activity. The coding region runs from base 149 to 1486 and encodes 445 amino acids. Gene Ontology annotation, cellular component: cytoplasm. The transcript is spliced from 15 exons. Lineage: Eukaryota; Viridiplantae; Chlorophyta; Trebouxiophyceae; Chlorellales; Chlorellaceae.
CUAUCAGGGUGCCUGACGUCCUCCCUGCACGCGAUCUUUUGGCCAGACCCUCCCUCGGUCUGGAAGAUCCCUCAGAGUCAGCGAGCUUCCACCCAGGCAGCACCACACAAAGGCCAUCAUCCCCUCUGGUCCGUGACCUUCUGCCAGCAUGGAUGAAACGUACGAUGCCAUCGUGCUGGGCACGGGGCUCAAGGAGUGCAUCAUUUCGGGGCUGCUGUCAGUAGACGGCUUGAAGGUGCUGCACAUCGACAGAAACAACUACUAUGGCGGCCAGUCGGCCUCCCUCAACCUCAACCAGCUCUUCGAGCGCUUCCGGCCCGGCCAGAAGCCGCCUGCGGAGCUGGGGCCCAGCCGGGAUUACAACGUGGAUCUGGUUCCUAAAUUCAUCAUGGCCAAUGGAAACCUGGUACGUGUGCUGGUGCACACCGACGUGACCAAAUACUUGGAGUUUAAGGCGGUGGACGGGUCGUAUGUGCUGAACAAGGCGCAAGUGCAGAAGGUGCCCGCCACCGACUGGGAGGCGCUGAAGAGUCCGCUGAUGGGCCUGUUUGAGAAGCGGCGCGCCGCCAAGUUCUUCUCCUUCUGCCAGCAGUACGACGAGCGCAACCCGCAGACCUGGCGCAACUGGGACCUGUCGCGCAUGACCAUGCACGAGCUGUACGCGCAGUUUGGCCUGGAUGCCAUGACCAUCGACUUCAUCGGCCACGCCAUCGCCCUGCACCAGAACGACGCCUACAUGAUGCAGCCGGCCAUGGGCACUGUGCAGAAGAUCAAGCUGUACUACGACAGCAUGAUGCGGUAUGAGGGCCUCACCUCACCCUACAUCUACCCUCUCUACGGCCUGGGAGAGCUGCCGCAGGCCUUUGCGCGGCUGUCUGCCGUGUAUGGCGGCACGUACAUGCUGGCCAAGCCCGAUGUGGAGGUGGUGUAUGAUGAGGCAGGGGCGGCGGUGGGGGUGAGCAGCGAGGGAGAGACGGCGCGGGCCAAGUUUGUGGUGGGGGACCCCACCUACUUCCCGGACAAGGUCCGCAAAUCGGCGCGCGUGGUGCGGGCGAUGUGCAUCCUCAGCCACCCCAUCCCCUCCACCAACGACAGCCACAGCGUGCAGAUCAUCCUGCCACAGAAGCAGCUCAACCGGCGCCACGACAUCUACGUCUUCUGCUGCUCCUACUCCCACAACGUGGCCCCUCGGGACAAGUGGAUCGCCUUUGUGUCCACCACCGUCGAGACCAGCGACCCCGCCAGCGAGCUGGCGCCAGGCCUGCAGCUGCUGGGGCGCAUCGACGAAAAGUUUGUCGAGGUGGUGGAUGUGUUUGAGCCGCUGGGGGAUGGCAGCGCCGACAAGGCCUUCAUCUCAAAGGGCUACGACGCCACCAGCCACUUUGAGACUGAGAUCCACGACGUGCUGGACCUGUACCAGCGCAUCACCGGCAAACCGCUGGACCUAGAGAAGGAGGACCUGGGCAAGCGGCAGGAGGCGCAGUGAUGGUGCCACCUGGUGGCGCUGACCUGGCGGCGCCGACCUGGCGGUCCUGCUGGUGGCUGCCCUCAAGCUUGCGCACGCACACACAUUCUCAACCCUUGGCCUGUAAACCGAUCACUGAUU